Molecule: messenger RNA, 1210 nt
Organism: Gamsiella multidivaricata
Lineage: Eukaryota; Fungi; Mortierellomycota; Mortierellomycetes; Mortierellales; Mortierellaceae
Exons: 3
Coding region: 118-900 (260 amino acids)
Molecular function (GO): protein binding
Source: RefSeq, a predicted model, not a curated record
CUUCACUCACCUCCCACUACCUCGACCACUCAAGGCAUCCCGCCCGGUUAUCGACCCCGGCACUCUCAACUGUAUAUUAUUCCCUAUCCAUCAAAACACAAAUACGAGCAAUACGCCAUGGGUGCGCCCUCUGAACUUUUCGCUCUUAUUGAGCAGUUCCUCCAGGACCAGAGCUGCGUUGACACUUUAAAGGCUUUCCAGAAGGAGGCCAAGAACACUUUGAAGGCUACUUCGAAGCCCAAGGCUACCUUGAUUGAAAUCUACAGUUCAUACGCAACAUCGCAGAAGGACUCAUCUUCCAGCAGCGAUAGCGAGGACGUAACGAUGGAGGAAAAGAAGGACGAAUCUAGCUCCUCUGGCUCUUCCGACUCGGAAUCCGAGUCAUCGUCCUCAUCUUCUUCAGACAGCUCAGAGAGUGGCGACGACGCCGAUUCGGAGUCUUCUGGUUCCGAAUCGUCUUCAAGUGACGAAGAAGAGUCGUCUUCUUCAAGCAGCGAAGACGAGUCAGACGAUGAAAGCACUGUAGUCUCCAAGAAAAAUAACGACGACAGCAGCAGCAGCAGUGACAGCGAUUCAUCCUCGUCCUCGUCUUCUUCAUCUUCAUCCGACUCGAGCUCGUCUUCCAGCUCGUCUUCUAGCAGCAGCUCCUCAAAUUCUGACUCGGAUUCCGAUUCGGAUUCCGACUCUGACGCUGAUAAGAAGACAGUUGUUGUUACUAAGACCGAGAUCACGGAAACUAUUGCUGAACGACCAGUUAAAAAACAGAAGACCGAGGAAAAGAAGCCUAAGGUCCAGAACGAGCCAUUUAAGCGCGUAAAGGCAGAGGAUGUUGUUUUCUUGGAUGAAAAGCUGAAGGACAACACCUAUAUGAGCAAGGUAACACAACUCGGAGAUAUCUGAAAAGACGAACUGAGAACGAAGUACAUAUGAGAAACUACUUCUGACAUUACUGAUCUGUACUCCUAACGUAUAGGGCGGUGCCGAGGCUGGAUACGGAUUCAAGGCUCAUUUGGACAUGAUUGUCACACGAGGAAAGGGCUUCCGCGCAGAAAAGACGAAAAAGAAGCGGGGUUCAUAUAAGGGCGGCUUCAUCUCGAACGAGUCGCACUCAUACAAGUUCCCUGAUUCGGAUUAACUAGACUUUAUUUUUCUUUAAUCUUCACCGCAUACAUCUUUUUUGCAUCUCACAAGCAUAGAAUUUUAUUAUCAG